This is a messenger RNA of Cryptotermes secundus, 2074 nucleotides long. Its product is annotated as cell surface glycoprotein 1-like. NCBI's taxonomy places the organism in Eukaryota, Metazoa, Arthropoda, Insecta, Blattodea, Kalotermitidae. The record is from RefSeq and is a predicted model, not a curated record. Gene Ontology annotation, molecular function: chitin binding. Gene Ontology annotation, cellular component: extracellular region. The annotation marks the transcript as partial. The transcript has a single exon.
AAUNGCACACCUGCCUCAGGGAGUGAGAGUGAAGAAAGCACACCUGCACCGGAGAGCGGGAGCGAAGAGAGCACACCUGCACCAGAGAGCGAGAGUGAAGAGAGCACAUCUGCACCAGAAAGCGAGAGUGAAGAGAGCACACCUGCACCAGAGAGCGAGAGUGAAGAGAGCACACCUGCACCAGAGAGCGAGAGUGAAGAGAGCACACCUGCACCAGAGAGCGAGAGUGAAGAGAGCACACCUGCACCAGAGAGCGAGAGUGAAGAGAGCACACCUGCACCAGAGAGCGAGAGUGAAGAGAGCACACCUGCACCAGAGAGCGAGAGUGAAGAGAGCACACCUGCACCAGAGAGCGAGAGUGAAGAGAGCACACCUGCACCAGAGAGCGAGAGUGAAGAGAGCACACCUGCACCAGAGAGCGAGAGUGAAGAGAGCACACCUGCACCAGAGAGCGAGAGUGAAGAGAGCACACCUGCACCAGAGAGCGAGAGUGAAGAGAGCACACCUGCACCAGAGAGCGAGAGUGAAGAGAGCACACCUGCACCAGAGAGCGAGAGUGAAGAGAGCACACCUGCACCAGAGAGCGAGAGUGAAGAGAGCACACCUGCACCAGAGAGCGAGAGUGAAGAGAGCACACCUGCACCAGAGAGCGAGAGUGAAGAGAGCACACCUGCACCAGAGAGCGAGAGUGAAGAGAGCACACCUGCACCAGAGAGCGAGAGUGAAGAGAGCACACCUGCACCGGAGAGCGGGAGCGAGGAGAGCACACCUGCCUCAGGGAGUGAGAGUGAAGAAAGCACACCUGCACCGGAGAGCGGGAGCGAAGAGAGCACACCUGCCCCAGGGAGCGAGAGUGAAGAGAGCACAUCUGCACCAGAAAGCGAGAGUGAUGAGAGCACACCUGCACCGGAGAGCGAGAGUGAAGAGAGCACACCUGCACCGGAGAGCGGGAGCGAAGAGAGCACACCUUCACCGGAGAGCGAGAGUGAAGAGGGCACACCAGAACCGGAGAGCGAGAGUGAUGAGAGCACACCUGCACCAGACAGCGAGAGUGAAGAGAGCACUGAGAACACAUCACCUCCUCCAACAGAGCCAGUGAUCACAACAACAGACAGCAAGGAAGAAUGCCCUAAUGAUGAGAACCCUCCCAAGUGCCCUUCAAAGGACGGUUUAAGUCCCACAUAUUUCCCUCAUUCUGAUCCUCAAUGGUUCUAUCAGUGCAGUCACGGACAGUUAAUCUGCCUUGUAUGUCCUCCCAAACUUAUCUGGAAUGAGAAAUGUGAUGCCUGUGACUGGCCUGAUCUUAAUGGCUGUAUCGAGAAACCACCAACACCUCCACCAGAGAGCGAGAGUGACGAGAACACACCUGCCCCAGAGAGCGAGAGUGAAGAGAGCACACCAGAAUCUGAGAGCGAGAGUGAAGAGAGCACACCUGCACCAGAGAGCGAGAGUGAAGAGAGCAGACCUGCUCCAGAGAGCGAAAGUGAAGAGAGCACACCUACACCAGAGAGCGAGAGUGAAGAGAACACACCAGAAGCGGAGAGCGAGAGCGAGAGUGAAGAGAUCACACCUGCCCCAGAGAGCGAGAGUGAAGAGAUCACACCUGCACCAGAGAGCGAGAGUGAAGAGAGCACACCAGAACCGGAAAGUGAGAGUGAAGAGAGCAAACCUGCACCAGAAAGUGAGAGUGAAGAGAGCAAACCUGCACCAGAAAGUGAGAGUGAGGAGAGCACACCUGCACCAGAGAGCGAGAGUGAAGAGAGCACAUCCGCACCGGAGAGCGAGAGUGAAGAAAGCAAACCCGCACCAGGGGGGAGAGCAGUGGUAGCGAAGAGUAAGCACAGUUCCAUGUUUUCUAUACAGAAACACUGGCGUAACUGAGACUGCGAUUUGGUUUGUCUUUGGUUUACGAUGGAAAUGUUACUUAGUGUGUCUUAUGGUCUAAAAUUGCUACAAAUUGUAAAUACCUCUACUUUUACAGGCAACUUACACAGCUCUAAAUCUUAUUUCAAAAGUAGAAUAAAUUGCACAUGUAUCAUAAUCUGCAUUAUUAAUAAAUGAAGAAGCAAGUAUA